This is a messenger RNA of Oncorhynchus kisutch (coho salmon), 2669 nucleotides long. RefSeq names its product serine/threonine-protein kinase N1-like. Gene Ontology annotation, molecular function: protein kinase activity; ATP binding. Bases 245 to 547 code for a protein of 100 amino acids. The record is from RefSeq and is a predicted model, not a curated record. The transcript is spliced from 6 exons. Lineage: Eukaryota; Metazoa; Chordata; Actinopteri; Salmoniformes; Salmonidae. Gene Ontology annotation, biological process: protein phosphorylation.
AUUAUGACAGCAUGUGUGCUUUGUGAUGGAGUACUCCCCCGGGGGAGACCUCAUGACCUACUAGCAUUGCAAUUCCAGUCUGUAAGGCAACAAAAUAUGCAAAUAUUGCAAGUGUUGUGUAUACUAUCUACAGGCACUUUAAACAUGUACCAGUUCUAUGCCUCGUGCGUGCUGCUGGGACUAGAGUUUCUGCACCAGAACAAGAUACCUUACUUACCGGGAUCUGAAGCUAGACAGCCUGUUGAUGGAAGCAGAUGGCUAUGUGAGGAUAGCAGACUUUGGAUUGUGCAAGAAAGGUAUGGGUUACGGAGAUCGCACCGCCACAUUCUGUGGCACACCAGAGUUCCUGGCCCCGGAGGUGCUGACGGACAACUACUACACCCGCUGUGUGGACUGGUGGGGCCUGGGUGUCCUCAUCUACGAGAUGCUGGUGGGAGAGUCUCCCUUCCCUGGUGACGAUGAGGUGUUUGACAGCAUAGUAAAUGAUGAAGUGCGCUAUCCGAGGUUCCUCUCCCCAGAGUCUCCAUCAUCCAAAAGCUACUACUGAAAAACCCAGAAAGGAGGCUGGGAUCAGGAGAGCCGUGCCCAACGAGGUCAAGAAACACAGGUACUUCCAGGUAAAAACUGGCCUCAUUUGUGGCCUGUGGGUCAUUUUCAUUUCAGUUGAGCAGCACCAAGAUUGUUGUUGUAGCGCCUUUGCCAACUUUCCUACAAUGUUGAAACGAAGGCAAUCAUCCAAUGAAAUGUAUAAUAAUUUGAUGUAUACUUUUGUUCAUCCCAGAGACUGGAAGGCUUUGCUUCACAAAAAAAGUGGUUCCCCCGUUCCCCCGUUCUUCCCACAGAUCAGUAACUCUCCCCCCCACCCCCACAGACACCCUCCUUCCUCACUGCCGACCAACAGGAGAUCUCUGUCGACUGACUUCUCCUCGCUGCCCUGACCUUAAACAUACACAUGUAUACAAUGACGGCCAGGACUAAAAUCCAAAAUGGUUGCUGCUCCACUGAAGCUGGUUCCUUUACUUCACUGUGGCAAACAGCUACCUGUGGCUGAAUAAGUACUGACCAGAUAGGCCACUGUGUUCUCUUGGGCUUGUCAUCUCUCCUCAGGGCCAUUAAUGUUCUGUGGGUGAUGAUGAGCACUCCACCUGAACCUCUACAGCCUAUCAGAACUCGGCCUGCCGAUGAGACCCCAGUCAGUUACACUGAGCUGUAGAGAGGGGACUCCUCAUCCAUGGGAGUGUCAGCCACUCUGAAAACGGUCUUCUGUUUCUCUCUGCCUUGUUCAGAUCUAUUUGUCAGUGUCUAUAUUUGAAUGUUGGUGGUCAAUAUUGACUAAUCUAGUUUUGCCUUGUUUUUGUCAACUCUAUAUUGCCGACAUGCCACUGUUUUGUUACUGUGACAACACGAAUUGUCAUUUGCUGCACUUUCUUAUUCAUUUGUGAAACUAAGAGUGCUUUGUGGUGUGGGGGCUGUGCUUUGGCAAAGUGGGUGGGGUUAUAUCCUUCCUGUUUGGCCCUGUCCGGGGGUGUCCUCGGAUGGGGCCACAGUGUCUCCUGACCCCUCCUGUCUCAGCCUCCAGUAUUUAUGCUGCAGUAGUUUGUGUCGGGGGGCUGGGGUCAGUUUGUUAUAUCUGGAGUACUUCUCCUGUCCUAUUCGGUGUCCUGUGUGAAUCUAAGUGUGCGUUCUCUAAUUCUCUCCUUCUCUCUUUCUUUCUCUCUCGCGGAGGACCUGAGCCCUAGGACCAUGCCCCAGGACUACCUGACAUGAUGACUCCUUGCUGUCCCCAGUCCACCUGGCCAUGCUGCUGCUCCAGUUUCAACUUCCACCUGACUGUGCUGCUGCUCCAGUUUCAACUGUUCUGCCUUAUUAUUAUUCGACCAUGCUGGUCAUUUAUGAACAUUUGAACAUCUUGGCCAUGUUCUGUUAUAAUCUCCACCCGGCACAGCCAGAAGAGGACUGGCCACCCCACAUAGCCUGGUUCCUCUCUAGGUUUCUUCCUAGGUAUUGGCCUUUCUAGGGAGUUUUUCCUAGCCACCGUGCUUCUACACCUGCAUUGCUUGCUGUUUGGGGUUUUAGGCUGGGUUUCUGUACAGCACUUUGAGAUAUCAGCUGAUGUACGAAGGGCUAUAUAAAUAAAUUUGAUUUGUUUCAAACAUUGGCACCAGUGCAAUAAUGAGCUUUUAAAUGAGUUCUAAUCCAAAGGAUAUUGGACAGACCAGCGCUUCAUAACACUACACUUCCAAUCAUAAGAACCUUUACUGUAAAUGAUGUUUUUACAUGUAUUGUAACCCUAUUACGGUCUUGGCUCUAUCCAAUUACUAACACAGAUUAUAGCUUCUGAUGUCUGUAUAUUUAGCCUGGGAAUCCAAAUUGAAUCGCUGUACACUGGCCUAGGAAUACAGGAAUGUCAUCUUCAUGGAGGAAACAGUCCCUGAAGAUUUAAAACCCUUUGAUGUGCAUUGUGCUGCUGUGUAAUCAACGUAUUCCAUGGGUCCAUCUUGGGCUGCUUUGGGCCAUUGAAACACCUUUUCUAAAAGACAAAAAAUUGUAAGUUAAGAAUUAUACAGUUUAAGUAUUCCUAGGGAGUCAUUUUCAUUCCAUUCCAGUCAUGAAUAUGAAUGCUUUGCUACUAAAAUAAAUAUGCUGUGCAAUACAAUGGGGAAAAAAUA